AUGGACAGCACACACGCCGAGGAUGACCCUGUUUUUGCCAGCGACUCUGAGGAUGACCAAGACGCAACAGCUGUCACAGAACAGCCAGCACGUCAAAAGCAGAAUCUGUACUUCAAAAACUUGCUGUCCAAAGCGGCGAAAGACUUGACGGAACAGGAGUUGAGUGCUGGGACGCGCGAUAGGGCAGCUGAACUCGAAAGGUCUACUCGCUAUCUUCUCAAGACGCAAGAUUUUGCUGCAACUAUCGACGAUCCGCGAGAAUACCAAAUCGAAUUGUUCGAGAAGGCCAAGAAAGAGAAUACCAUAGCGGUGCUUGCUACAGGCUUAUUAGGAUACUCACAUAAAGUUAAAGAUGUCUGGAGACAGCAUUUCACAGAAAACAUGAUCAUCGUGUGUACUGCGGAUAUUCUCCAGCAAUGUCUUUUGAACGCGUUCAUCGGUAUGGAAGAUAUAAACCUGCUCAUCUUUGACGAGGCUCAUCAUGCCAAGAAAGAUCAUGCUUAUGCACGAAUCAUCAAGGACUCGUAUAUAAAAGCAGACCCAGGCUGCCGUCCACGCAUAUUCGGCAUGACAGCGUCCCCUCUAGAUGCAAAAGGCGACGUUGUGAAAGCUGCUCAUAAAAUAGCAACGACUACGAAUCUUGCUCUCCUGCAAACCGUUGUGAGUCGGCCGAUAGAAGAGCUGUGGAAGUAUGUAGAGCCCGGAAGGCCCUUUAAAACGUUCCUUUAUCAAACCUUGGAGAAGCAAUAUGGAGAUAUGGAAUGCCUCAAGAAGAUUUUCACUUUCUCUUUGGAGGCCACUUCUGCUCUUGGGCCAUGGUGUGCAGACCGCGUUUGGGUGGCCGCUUUAUCCGACGAUUCGCUUCCUAAAUUUCAUGGAAAGAUCACAACAUCUUUCAAACGAGUGGCCUCUGAAACCGCGGCAACAAUGGUAAAUAACGAGAUCCAAAGACUCAACCGAUUGUCAGAGGUGGUAGCAAACUACAAGCUGCCACGCGGUCCCGACAUCUUGGAACAGCUAAGCGACAAAGUGAAAGUCCUCUAUCGAAACUUGUUGAGACGCUUUGUAGAAGCCCCAAAAACAAAAUGCAUCAUUUUCACCAAACAAAGACAUACUGCCCAGUUGCUCAAAGAGGUGUUGGAAGAGUUGUCAAUUCCUAAUCUGUAUCCCGGAGUCCUGGUAGGUGCCCGGUCUGGGGAUUAUGCUGGAAUGAAUGCGACUUAUAACCAGCAAAUUAAAACAACGAUCAAAUUCAGAAAGGGAGAAUUCAACUGCUUGUUCGCAACCUCUGUUGCCGAGGAAGGUCUUGAUAUCCCUGAUUGCAAUCUCGUUGUCAGAUUUGAUCUUUAUGACACCCUCAUCCAAUAUAUUCAAAGUCGCGGCCGAGCAAGGCGUGCUGAUUCGAUAUAUGCUCACAUGGUAGAAAUCGAUAACCUGGAGCAUGAGACCAGACUGGAUCAAGUGCACCAAGAAGAGAAUGUAAUGAGCCGCUUCUGCGAGGCUCUUCCAGAAGACAGAAUCUUGGGAAGAAACGGGGAUACCUGGAAUGGCUUAUUGGAAAAAGAAGCUACAAAACGGCAAUACAAAGUAGAACAUACAGGGGCAACUCUGACUUAUCAUUCCGCCCUAACCGUUCUUGCUCGUUACGCGAGCUCUCUGCAAUAUGAGAGCAAUGAAACAAGUGCACAGGCUCACUACGUGAUAACUCAGAGUAGAGGCAGACCGGCGACACGAAAAUCGCUCGCCAAACAGUCUGCAGCCUUUGAUACAUGCAUCCUUCUGCUGAAGCAUCGUUUGCUCGACGACAAUUUUAUUUCCACUUACCACCGCAGGCUACCCGCAAUGAGAAAUGCCAAAUUGUCAAUAAAGUCCAAGAAGACAACCCAAUAUUCGAUGAUUGUCAAGCCCGCAUUUUGGAAGAAGGGUUACGGCGUUCUGCCAUCUAGUCUAUACCUUACAGUGAUCAUAUUUUGUCCUGGCAAUCGCUUGCAGAGGGAACAUCGCAGUAUUGUUUUGUUAGCCCGCGAGCCGCUGCCACAGUUCCCCGAGUUCCCCAUAUAUCUGGAGAAUGAUAUUGAGACCAGUAUUAGAACAGUCCAUUUGAACAAGGCGUUGACAAUCCAGCCAGAGGAACUUGAACUUAUGACUAACUUCACUCUUCGGGUCUUCCAGGACUUAUACAAUAAAGUCUACGAGAAGGAUGAAGAGAACAUGCCGUAUUGGUUGCUUCCUACAGAAGCAGAUAUUAAAGAAUUUGGAGAGGACAUUGAGCCUUCUGAUGUGAUUGAUUGGAACGCCUUGCGCUUUGUUGAUCAACACGAUCAGAUAGAGCGAACAUCGGCUUCCCCAGACGAGAUGAUUGGUCGUUUCGUUUAUGAUCGAUGGGAUGGGAGAUACCGCUACUUCCUUAAGGGCAUCAACACAUCGCUCUGUGCAUCGGAUCCACCACCAGCAUUCUUGCCACGUCGUCGUAACACGUGUAAUAUCAUGGAAUAUGGCCUGAGUUUGUACAAGAAGGCUCAUUCCACAUUUCUAUCGACAUGUGAUUGGAAACAAUGCGUCUAUGACGCCGAAUUGAUACCACUCCGGCGAAAUCUGCUUGAUAAGUUAACAGAAACCGAAAAGAAAAUGGAGAAGAGAGCGAUGCUGUGUCUAGAGACACAGGUUAUUUCUGCUAUUCCUGCUAACAUUGUUACGAGUUGCUUUGCAGUUCCAGCUAUUAUCACUAGAUUCGAGUCGUACCUUGUUGCACGCGAAUGUGCCGAAAGCCUUGGUCUGGAGAUACAAUUGGCGUAUGCUUUGGAGGCAGUGACGAAAGACUCAGAUAAUACUGAGGAGCAUCGCUUGGAGCAGGUUCACUUACAAAGGGGCAUGGGCAAAAACUAUGAACGCCUUGAGUUUCUUGGAGACUGCUUCCUAAAAAUGGCCACUUCAAUAGCCUUAUUUGCCCAGAAUCCUAAUGACCAGGAAUUCGACUUCCAUGUCAAUCGAAUGACUCUGAUUUGCAACAGAAACUUGUUCAAUACAGCAAAGGAACGGAAACUGUACGAAUUUGUGCGAAGCAAAGCUUUCUCGAGACGGAAUUGGUAUCCCGAGGGAAUGAAGCUGCUUCGAGGCAAAACCAAACAGGAGAAAGAAUCGGCAAAUCAGCAUGCCCUCGGCGAAAAGACAAUUGCAGAUGUUUGUGAAGCAAUUAUUGGAGCAUCGCUGCUUUCUGGAGGCUCAGUGCACCGUUUUGACAUGGCUGUCAGGGCCGUAACUGCUCUAGUCAAUAGUGACAUUCACAAAGCGGAUAGCUGGGCGGACUAUUUCUCACUUUAUUCUUUGCCGCCCUAUCAAGCUCAGGACGCUGAUGGGUUUGAGAAAGAUCUUUCUUCGCAGAUUGAAAAGAAACUUGGUUAUCGUUUUCGAUAUCCCAGAUUACUCCGGUCCGCAUUCACUCAUCCCUCAUAUCCUUCGGCUUGGUCAACAGUGCCUUGCUAUCAGCGACUUGAAUUUUUGGGUGACUCGUUGUUAGAUAUGGUCUGUAUUGAAGACCUAUACAAACGAUUCCCGGAUCGUGAUCCACAGUGGCUCACCGAGCACAAGAUGGCCAUGGUCUCCAAUAAGUUCCUAGGAAGCUUGGCCGUACGUCUUGGUUUACACACGCAUCUCCAGCACUUUAGCAACCCGCUUCAAGGACAAAUCCUUCAAUACGUCGAGGACUCUCAGCUUGUUUAUGAAAGUAACCAAUCUGUGGACUUUUGGCUUGAUACUCAAGAUCCCCCAAAGUGCCUCUCUGAUAUAGUGGAGGCUUACAUUGGCGCUAUUUUUGUGGACUCCGAGUUUGACUUUGGUGUUAUCGAGAAGUUCUAUUCUCAGCAUAUCAAACAUUACUUCGAAGACAUGACGCUAUAUGAUACAUUCGCAAACAAGCAUCCUACGACAUUUCUACACAGAAAAUUGACCGAUGACUUUGGCUGUAUCGAGUAUUCCCUGAAAGCGGCUGAGAUACCCACUAUAGACGGUGCGCCUACAAUUGUGCUGGCGGCCGUCCUUGUCCAUGACGUUGAACUCGCCCAAGGGACGGCAUCGUCGGGCAGGUAUGCUAAGGUCAAGGCAAGCCAGAUUGCGUUGAAGAACCUGGAGGGGUUGAGUGUGGAGGAGUUCCGUGAAAAAUACCACUGCAAAUGUUCCAGAACCGCGUUUCAUGGCACGGUACCUACCCAAGACGAGAUAGGCUGUGCCAUUUGA
Messenger RNA from Talaromyces atroroseus, 4233 nucleotides. Its product is annotated as Dicer-like protein 1. The coding region runs from base 1 to 4233 and encodes 1410 amino acids. Gene Ontology annotation, cellular component: nucleus; RISC complex; cytoplasm. The record is from RefSeq and is a predicted model, not a curated record. Gene Ontology annotation, molecular function: RNA binding; ribonuclease III activity; ATP binding. Lineage: Eukaryota; Fungi; Ascomycota; Eurotiomycetes; Eurotiales; Trichocomaceae. Gene Ontology annotation, biological process: siRNA processing. The transcript is spliced from 17 exons.